AUGCCAAAGGGCGACUGGAGCUUUGCCCGACAGACUCGGAUGUUCAAUUCACUGAAAGAUGGCAAGAGUGUCGCCGAGGUUGCCAAGAUUAUCAAGAUGGAACCCUUUCUCGUCGAACGACAGAUCCGUUGGUUGUUAUUGAUCAAACUGUGCGACGAAAUAUGCCCAUUCUACUCCUCUCAAUCCAGACCCUGGACAUCGACCGAGGAAGACACCCUCCUGAAAUAUGCCCGAUCGCCCGUGAAGCUUGACUUCAUCGCCAAGAAGCCCAAUCGCGAACUAUGGGAUAUCAGGCUGCAGUUCAUCCGCAUAAAGCUUGCCGAUUUCGGCCCCAACGACCGCGGAGUUCAAUACCGCGCAAUCCCAGAUAUUCAGUUCGACCCUCGGCCCUACCACGAACUCUACGAGAAACUGCUCGAGAACUCGGUAUCGUUCAUCAAGGCGCCGAAGCUGCAGGGUGCAACUAUAUCCUUGACUUGGACGAGUUUUGUUCUGGUCAUGUCACAGGUUGGCAACUUCAACGUCUCGACGAUUGCCAAAAAGUGCAAUACCGCACCAUACAACUUCAAGAAACGUCUCCGAGAAUUUCAGGACGCCUUACCUUGCGUUCGAGACCUACAACCAGCCGAUAACAACGAGACCGACUCCAAAUCGACAGAGCAUGACGAGCAGAACGCGAUGCCCAUCAAUGAGAAAGAAGGCGAAAAUUCUCCUAAGAUGGUCAUGAGCUGCAAGAGGCCGCACAUGGAGGAAGUCCCCUCGGAGAACGACGCAAAGCGGCAAAAGACGGAUCACGAGGAUAUGGGCGAGCCUUGCUUCGAUUGCGGCAAACACGGACACCAUUAA
Messenger RNA from Colletotrichum karsti, 846 nucleotides. RefSeq lists its product as uncharacterized. Lineage: Eukaryota; Fungi; Ascomycota; Sordariomycetes; Glomerellales; Glomerellaceae. The coding region runs from base 1 to 846 and encodes 281 amino acids. The record is from RefSeq and is a predicted model, not a curated record. The transcript has a single exon.